GGGAGCAAGCUACAUGUUAGCUUUAGCUCUGACUCCUAAAAAUCAACAGGUUAGUGGUUUAGCGGACCACUGUGUUUAGUGCUAGUUCAAAGGCUUGUGUAAACUAGGUUAGCAUCAUGCCGGUGCAGGCUUCGUAACAUUAUUCCCGUGUUACGUCACAGCCACCUGAACUUUUCUGACGUUUGCUAAUUAGCAAUAGGUAAGCAAAGCUAAGUUUGGUUUCACCGAGGUUAGCGUUAGCUAACUACUCCUGCACGUUUGUGAAAGGAGCAAAACAAGUAUCUUUGGAUAAAUUGACCUUUACAAACUAUCCCCUGUUUGAGCGCUGCAGCGAGAAUCUCCUCAGUGUAACAAACCCGGUUUAAAUGUGGCGGUAUGGUAUCAUUUGUGAAUUGACGACGUGGGAGGCGCAGCACGGAGCCAACUGAAGGGAUGGGAGAGCCACCUGCGGUGAUCCUCCAGCAACCGAUGGGUGGCAGGUAGUGACGGUGCAAAAAACAAUGCCGUGCUGCUGCUGCAUACAAUGAAGAAGAUAUUCAGCUUCACCAAGAAGAAAAAACACUCGUCUGGUACCCCUGACAGUGGGAGCGUGCUUUCCCUUGGAUAUGACCUGAAAGAAAAGGACCUCGGGAAGGUUCACAAGGCCGCCUCAGUGGGCGAUGUGGCAAAGUUGAGGCAGCUUGCUAAAAAGAAUGACAUCAAUCAACUUGACAAGGAGAACAGAACUGCUCUUCAUAUUGCCUGUGCCAGUGGACAUGUGGAUGUGGUGCAGUUCCUCGUUGAAAGCAAAGCCAAGCUUAACCUAUGUGACAAUCAGAAUAGAUCUGCCUUAAUGAAGGCAGUGCAGGGUCAGCAUGAGCGAUGUUUGAGCAUACUGCUGGAGAAUCAUGCUGACCCUAACCUGGUGGACAUCAAUAGCAAUACAGCUCUACACUUGGCAGCAAACAUCCCAUCCCUAUCUAUUGCUAUCCUGCUGCUACAGCAUGAGGCUAACAUCAAUGCCACAAACAAGGAGGGAUUUACACCCCUGACUGUGGCUGUCCGUGAGGACCAUAUUGAGAUGGCUGAAUUUCUCCUCAAGGAGACUGCUGAUGUGAAUUGUAUGGACCAAGGCCAAAGGUCUCCAUUAAUGAUUGCUGCUGGCAAUGGACAAAUCGGUAUGUUGCGGCUACUUUUGCGGUUUAACCCAGAUGUAACGCUAAAGGAUUCCAAAGGAUGGUCAGCUGAUGACUACGCAGUAAUGAACGGACAUCAUCCGUGUUCCCUCCUGAUCAUCGAGCACGGCACUCAGAGAACCUGUGGGCCCUCCCUGUCACAUCAAGGCCCAAGUAAAAAGAAGAAAAAAAUGCUGUCGGGCAGUCCUUUCCAUGAUGUUGAAGCAGGCUUCUCUUUGGGAGGACCAGCCAUUGACAAAGACGAGCAUGGAGCAAAUCAAGCAGGGGGAGACUUUGAAGACAAUUCUCAGUCAGAGUCACUAAGUCGGGUUUCAAAAAGUGGCACUGAUGAAUGGCCUUCGUCUGAAGAUGAUGAAUUGAUUUUAAACAAAAAGAAACCACAGAAAGUAAACCUAAGUAAAAUGAUUGCAUCUAAAAAAGGAGAAGCUCCAGCACUGGCUGAUAGAUCCUUGAGCUGUACAGAAUCUGAACCAGAGUGUGAAAGUAGAGUCCAGAGAAUCCCGUCCUUUGAACAGACUUUGACAUCCAGGAACGCUCUUCAGCAACCAGUAGAUCCUGCUCCCAUUUCCUUCCUUGCUAAACCACCCCAGAUGACUUCCACCCCUCGUCCUAGCUCCCGAGAGAGAGAAGAUUCCACUGAGGACGAUGAUGAUGAUGAUGACGAUGACGACGUUGAUGAUGACGACGACGAUGACAAUGAGCUAGCGAGAGAUGAGGAGGAGGAAGGAGAAAUCUCGGAUGAAAAUGAUCAGCCUGCAGAGAGUGGAGAGUCACUUGAUGCCACUUCAAGUGUUCCUGAGACAGAAGUCCCUAAAGAUAAGAAAAGAGCAGAUUUCUUGUCUGAGCUGGGUCUAGAGAAGGGAGAGGAAGAGCAAUAUUCUUGGGACUCUGAGUCCCAUUGUGAAAAUCCUGGUAUGCCAGAAAAACACUCCACACACACUCAGGAUCAAGAGGAGGCGCCUGUUGCUGAACAAGUGACUAAAGACUUGUUUUAUAUUCCCUCUUUUUUAAGAGGAGAAGGAGGCAAUAAGACGGCAGUUCUAGUGCCUCGGAGGAGUGUAGACAGGCCAAGAGGCAGCCAGGGACAGGUUGGAAAUGGUGAUAAUAAAAUGGAACCUAAUGCUAAAGAUGACACUCCACAGAAAGUGACUGAGAAGGCAACAUGGGAGACACUUCGUGUUUUGAACAAACUUACAGAGGACACUGACCAAAAGAGAGACCUAAUGGAGGAACUUGGUCUGGGAAAUGUCGACGAUCUUGAAGAUGCAUCGGAUUGGGACUCAGCCAGUACAACCAGUAAAAGAACACUGCCUGGCCGCAAAAUGGCCUCCCCUGGACUCGAUGAGUUUCCAGAAAGCCCCACUUCAUCUGUUAAGAGACGGGAUGAAGAUGCUUCACCUGCAACACCCUUGACACCGCAGAGGAGCAUCAACUCUGACACGAGAUUGCCGAGCACAUCCCCACAAAUCUUACCUCAACCUCAACCUCGAGCGAGAAAGAUGGUUCUUCAGAAACCAGAGGGUGAAGAAGAAUCAGAUUGGGAACCAGAUAAUUCACCAUCCGCCUCUAGUACAACCAAAUUUGACAAUCAGCUGCAAAACACCACUGAGCUUCAGGUCGUGACUAUACAAGGUUUUCCUGAGCUCUCGUCAAUGGCAAAAGGCAGUAAAAGUAACAGCCAACCAGACGAGCCUCUGAAUAAGAAGAAAGAUGAUGCAGGAGAUACAUGUGAAGUAGAUCUAAAUGAUCCACAGCCAUCUGGCCUUGUGGGGACUGACAGAGGAGAACAAGGUAGAGAUCAACACAGUUCUGAAGAGCAGGGUAAAAAUAAUGACGACAUCCCGUGGGAGAAACGUUACGAGAAGCUCUGGGUGGAGGUGGAGAAACAGGAAGUAAAAUCCACAUUCAAGAAUGUUGCUGGGGAAUUGAAAGAGAAGUUUGGAGAGCUGCUUAAGUCACGAUGUUCAGCAGAAGAUGUUGCAGAAGAUAAACAGGCUACAGCUGAAUCUACAUCUUCAGAAGACACAUCAAGUGAUGAGGAGGGCGACAUCAUUGUGCGUCCCACAGCUAGAGCAAGGAGUACUGUCCUCCUCACCAUACCUGAGCAGAGGGAGUCUGGGCUGGAAGACUCUCUGACAGAGUCAGCUGACAACUCUGUGUGUGAUGACAAGAUGCAGGUCACUCAGCUGCCCGCCAAUCAUGGCAUCACACAUCAAAAACAAGGUCUUACUGAUGAUCUGGAGAAGUGCAGGUCUCCUUCACCAAACUUCUCCACUCCCAAAGAUCAUGCCAGCACAACUUUUACCGACAGUCCCAUCAUACCCACCUCUGAUGUUGAUUCUAGUUCAUUAAAAGACAACACCAAACUUGGGUUGUUCCACCAGCAACAGACGGACGACCAAAUUGCUGCUCAAUAUGAAGCUGAGAUGUCCAAUGCAAGUUCAGAGGAGGAUCCUGGGGAGGCCACCAAGUCUUGCCCCCGCAUUCCAAGCAGAUAUGUGACAUCUAUCCCAGGAGUUUCUGAUGAGGAGCUUGAAGAGGACAUGGAAAGGUUUAAACAUAAGGUUGGCAAAGAGGUGACACAGACUUCCGUGGAGGUACAAAAAUCCAGUGCUUCCUGGGAUUCUGGUGGAACGACAUUGGAGAAAGCCGGUACUGAGAAACUUGAGAGCAGGAUAGGAUGCGUGUCGAGCCCAGCUGGAGCAAUUCACCAGAAACAGCAGCCUGCAGACACCAAAAGCACCAAUGGGGCACCAGUGUUCUCGCAUCUCCCACUCCAGCAGAGCCACGGUAACAACAAACUGGAGGGACAAACUGUAGAGACCGUAAAGCUGGAGCUGGUCAGAGGGGCCCGGCGCCGCAGAGCCCCUCAGACUAACACCCAUGUUAAUGGAGACCCUCUCUCUGUGUUUGACGAUAGCACUUUAAGUGAUUUGUCGGACGAUGAAGGAAGGUUUCCAAACAGUGGACAACAGAAAAAUGAGGGCCAGGAGGAAGCGGAGUUUGCAGAAGACUUUGAUGAACUGACUCAGUCUUCAGACACAGCCACAGAUGACAUAGACUCUCCCACUUCAGGCUAUCGACAUGCAUCUGUCCUCAUUCAGAAGCUGGACUCGGCUACUUUAGAUUCCAGGAGCAUGGUGAAGCUCCAGAACAUUUUUCAUGAAUAUGAGCGCUCCAUCCAAAAAGCAAGGAGUCGCCAUGGGUACCUGACCGACAAGGUGAGCCAGCUGGAAGUGGAGAGAGCAGAGCUGAAAAGCUCUCUCGAGGAAGUUAAAGAUGUUAAGUCUGCCUUGGAGCGCAACCAGCUGGAAUUGCAAACUGAAGUCACGAACCUCAAAUUUCAGCUCAGACAGGAGCAGGAAAACCGUCGCAAUGCUACCAUGAUGUACAACACCAUCAAAGAUAAGCUGAGGAAGAUAGAGGAGCAGCAUCAGACAGAGGUUCAGGAGAAACAGAAGGUGGAGCUCACUCUCAGGAACAUGGAGCUGGAGAUGAGGACGCUGGUCAACAACAUAAAGCAGCUUGAAGAGGAUCACAGUGAAACCCAGAGACUGCUGGCUCAGGAACGCAGUGCAAGGACUCUGCAGGAGAAUCUGCUCAGCAGUCAUCUCCGUAAGCAGCAGGAGAUGGAGGAGGAGAACAAGAGGAAUAAAAGCAAGAGCUAUGAGGCAUUAUCUCAGCUCACUGAGGCCAGUGACAGAGAGAGGGAGUUGCUACAACAGACUGCUGCCUUACAGGAACAGCUGACCAUCCUCAGGGCAGACCUAGAGCGUUCGCAGGCCAACAGCAGUCUCAAAGAGAGCCACAUUGUGGAGGAGAACGAAGUCCUCAAGGAGCAGCUAGAAGAUGUCCGGCGAGAUUUCAAACUCAACAGCGAAACAUUCACCCAAACUAUCUUCAACUGCAACAACCAGAUGACCACGCUAAAGUCUGAGUUAGCUAUGACGACAACCCGCCUUGAAAAUGAGCGUCAGACUCGUGAAACACUGGAGGUGGAGGUGGAAUCUACUCGUACCCGCCUGGCUGGAGCAGUAAUGGAGGCUGAGCGCUGUCUGGCAGCUCAUGCAGACGCAGAGAAAGCUCUGCUCCGGGAGAAAGAGGAACAUCAACGUCUGAAAGACAGAUCCACAGGUGAAGCAACUAGUCAGCGUGAGACAGUCAGCAGUCUGUCCCAGAAGCUGGCCAAAGCAGAAGCUAGUGUAAACAGUAUGGAGAAUGAAGUUCAUCGUGUCACCCUGCAACUGACAGAGAAGGGCCUUUUGCUGGAUGUGCUCCAGCGUGAGAAGGACCAGGCAGCUGCACAUGCCAAAGAGCUGGAAACCGCUCUACAUGCCGAGAGGGAGCAGGUCAGCCGUGCCAAAGCUCGUCAAGAGGCCUCCCAGGAGCGACUAGCCCAAGCCCAAAGUGAGGUUAUGUUAUUACGGCAACAGCUCGAGGAGUCGCAGAACAAAGGUGUUGCAAAGGAGCGAGCUGUGACGGAUGCCCAAGAGCGCUUCAGCGACAUCUUGUCCAAGCUGCGCUCUGACUCUGAAGAGAGGGUGCAGCUCGUGGACGAGAGAAAUAAGGAGCUUGCCAGUAAGGCUGCUGACCUCCGAGAUCAGAUCUACAGGUUGGAGGAAGAGAAGAAUGAAAGAGAGACUAACCUAAGGCAGCUUCAGCAGGAGCUAGCUGAUUCUCUUAAAAAGCUGUCAAUGAGUGAAGCCUCUCUGGAGGUCAACACACGCUAUCGCAGUGACCUGGAGGAGGAGAAGACUCGGCUCCUCAAAGACAUGGACAGGCUUAAAGGAAAGCUGGAGGAAAGUGAAGACAACUAUGUGCAGGCUGAAAGACGAAUUAACGGUCUAAAGAGCAGUCUGGAUGAUCGGGAAAAGGAACUCACCACUGCUGCUCAGAAACUCCAGGAGGCGCUGUCAGCCUCAGCUGCAACAGACACCACCAUCAAACAGCUGGAGGAUGCUGUGCAGAGGCUCGAGAUCGAGAAUGCCAGGCUGGAAGCAGCUGCAAAACAACAGUCCAACAAAAUUGAGUCACUUCAGAAAGGAGCUCAGGAAGCUGCAAUGCUGUCUGACUGCUCACCUGGAGGCGGGGUCAGAGGUCAUUUGGAGGACUUGGUCACAAACCUCCAAAGCAGUAAGAUGAGUUUAGAAGACCAACUAAGUAGAGAGGUCCAGAAGCACAACGUUUUGUCUCACACAGCUCAGGACUCUCAGGCCUUGUGGGAGGAGGAGCUUAAGAGUCGCUCUAAGUUAGGUCUGCGCUUUGCAGAGCUUGAAAAGGAAAGAGGAGAACUGAACACUCAGGUGGAAAUCGAAAAGAAGAAAGCCAAGAAAAUAGCGGAGCAGAAAAAAUCCAUAGACGCUCGCCUGGAUCAGGAGAUGAAGAGAAACACUGACCUUCAAAAAGAAAUGUACAGGCUGCGUACUCUACUGAAGAAUGCCAAGAAGAAACUGCGCGAUCAGGAUGCUGGUGGAGCGGAGUUUGGCUCUCCAAUGAGCAGUCUGCGGAUGGACAUGGGCAGACACAGUCGGGCUGAAGGCGGCUUCGGAAGAAUGAGAGAAAAGGUGGAUGACCUGCAGGUGCAGCUGGAGAAGGAAGUGUCUCGCUGCAGCCAGCUAGAGAAGACGAACAGGGACCUCAAGGAUCAGCUGGCCUCACUGAAGAGCUUCAGCCACAGUAGUGACCAGUUGGAGAAGAGUAAGAGGCAGCUGGAGGAGGAGGUGUUGGACCUGAGACGCAGAAUUGAGGGUGCUCAGAUGGAGCAGAGCCAGGCUGAGCAGUAUCGUCGUGAAAUAGAGGAGAAAGCCAGACAUGAGAUACAACAGAAACUGGAGCAGGUCAACCUCUUCCUACAGUCCCAAGCAGCUUCUCAAGAAUCACUGGAUCAGUUAAAAGCAGCAAAUGAGGCUAACCUGCGCUCUCAGCUGGAGCAGAAGAUCCGGGAGCUGGAUGCAGAACUGGGCCGGUCCCGCACCACACAGCUAGACAGCCUUAACCAAAGAGACUCCACGCGCACCGAGCUGGAGCGAUAUCGGCAGCUUUAUACAGAGGAGCUGCGCCUGCGCAAGUCACUGGCUGCCAAACUGGACAGGGCCAACACUCGUCUUGCAGAAGCCAAUUCCAAGUUGCUCAACGAGCGCAGCAGGUCUUUUAUCACUAGCAGCAUUGCCAACGGUAGCCUCGGAAGUACCUCGCUGGACGUGGGCGCCUUGGCUUCAUCGGGAAAUUUGGGGGUCUCGCUCAACAGAAGCCUGGGCUUGGGUCUCUCCCUUCUCAACCCUGUAACUGAGGGGCAGAACAACAGAGUGGAGGACUAUCUGGCAAAGAUGCAGAGUGAGCUGGAUAGAAACAUAUCUAAAGAACUAGACAAUGCCUCAGCAGAGCUGGACGCUGCUUCUGCGCGUCUGUCUCCGGUGGGCUCGGUCUCCAGGGUGGAGCUGGACCCCGUCAGCAGGGCGACGCAGCAGUACUUGGAGGUACUGAAGAAGAACAAUAUGAUCUGACUGACAACACACAUCACUGCUGCUCCUGUAAUACUCUACAUUUUCUAUUUCAGCCAUUAAAGCUUCAUAUUUUUAGGCCAGAACCACAUGAUAAUUUUAUACGAAUUUACUUAAGACUCUAUGAAAGAAAAAUAAUGCACAUUGCACUUAACCACUCAGGAACAAAGGGCACGAGUCAUAUAAUAAUAAUAAUAUGUUGCAUUAUCGAUGGGUACAAUUAGAGAGAACCUUGAAAAUAUUUGUUCCUUCUCGCUAAAUCUGUUAAAUCCGAAACUGUUUUGUUUCUAUUGUUGGAAUAUAUACUGUAUAUACAGAAUCACACAAUGGAGUUUUUGUUUGUGAAUAUUGGUAUAUUAAUAAGUAUUUGGCGUAUGUAUCUUUUAUACAUUUUUUUGCCAAGAUAUGACAUUAGGUCUGUGCCAUCAAAUGGUUCAAUAUCUGUCUUGGUUGUUCUUUAUCAGACUUAUUGUUACAAUGAUUAUUUUAUUUUAUUUAUUCUUUUGUUGUUGUUGUUGUUUUUAAAUGACUGUAAUAUACUUGAACGAGACGAGCUGGAUUACUCUCUGGCAAAUGAAACAGGAUGGCUUACUGUGCUUUCUUUUUUAGGGCCACCAAAUCCAAGAACACUUGUUUUCAUAUCGUAAAUAUUGUAAUAAAGCAGGAGAAAACCUUAAUGACGCUUGUACACUACAGAAGACUCUAAAACUGUAAAUAAACGUGUAGAAAACGA
Molecule: messenger RNA, 8408 nt
Organism: Solea solea (common sole)
Lineage: Eukaryota; Metazoa; Chordata; Actinopteri; Pleuronectiformes; Soleidae
Gene: aard
Product: ankyrin repeat domain-containing protein 26
Exons: 45
Coding region: 524-7678 (2384 amino acids)
Molecular function (GO): protein binding
Source: RefSeq, a predicted model, not a curated record